UUCCCAGUAGAACAGUUGAAGAAACGGGGCGAAAUAGCUUUGCUUUCUCCCCAACGCGCCUGUGCCCGUGUGCCGUCGCCGUACUGGACGUCUCUUUCUCAAAAUUCUCUCUCCGCAGCCUACUACAAGCAAGUCUGCCGUAUCCAUCCGUGCCCGAGUAUUUAUCAGGCCCCUCCCCGACGCCUCGACGCCCUCCGCUUCCGCGCGCCACCGCUCGCGUCGCGUCGUCCCCGGCCGGCCGGCUUCCGGAAACCCAUGGAGGCGGCGCUGGGGGCGUUGUGCCGCGCCGGAGGGUGGUCGUACGCGGCCGUAUGGCGCUUCCAUCCCCACGACCCUCGGUUGCUUACAUUGGGGGAGAGAUACUCCGAAGAUGAGGCUAAAACAGUGGUUGAGAAGAUGCUCGGUCAAGUUCAUAUUAUUGGGGAAGGCAUCAUAGGAGAAGCUCUAAUAAGCGGUGAGUGUCAAUGGAUAUACGAUGCUACUUGCAACGCGUUGAACCAGACAAGCCACGCAGAUAACCGAGAGUUAUUUGAGGGUUAUACGUGGUGGCAAUACCAGUUCCUGAAUGGAAUAAAGACCAUUGCAGUAUUACCUCUUCAGUUGCAGGGAUUGGUGCAAUUUGGUUCCUUUCGGAAGGUUCCCAGGAGCUCAGAUUUUCUUAAUCAGGUCAGAAAUAUAUUUGAUCAGAUGAAGAACGCUUCAAUGGAGAAUACCCGAAUCAAUUCUCUUGCAUGUAGUCAGCAACCUAUCAUCACUUCCUUGAGAUCUGCAAAUGACAUUCUUGUACAUAACACAGUCAACCCAUUGCAAAGUGAGAAGCUUGAGGAUAAUAUAGAGAAAGCAGAAUCUAUAAGGAGUUCGAUCUGUUCUCCGAGCAAUUCACAGAGGCCUUUAAAUGAUUUAACCUCCUAUGUUACUGGUAACACCAAUAUUGAUACUCACAUAUUGGCGAUGCCUGUUAACUCCAAGUCUAUAUAUGAGCUCAAAGGAUUUGAUAAGGUCACUGACUUUUUUCAUCAAAAUGUUGAUGCCAGAACUGAAGUUCAAGUCAACUCUAGCAAAGUGCCUGAUUCUUUUAUUGCCAGUAUAAUGUCAGCAUACAAAAGUUCAAACAAUCUUCAUAGGAUGACAAAUGAAUCAUCUGAUCAGAACAUGCCAUAUCCCCCAUACCAUUACACUACCACCAACUCUCCCAAUUCCAGGCUUGAUGAACUUUGUUAUUCCAGUGCUGGUUUCUCAUCAUCACUUACAACAGUAUCCGGAAAAUGCCUCCAGACCGAGAGUGACAGAUUUCUAUGUAAAUCUGUAUCAUUCAGCAGCAACCCUUGUGUUUCUGAAAUCCAAGAUAAUUGCCUCACACCACAUCAUGCCCUCAUGCAUAAACAAUCUCUGAUACCUGACACUGGAGAAUGUGUGAAGCUUCUCUCACCUGAUAGUACAUGUCCUGAAUUACCAAAUAGGACAUCUGAAGAAGCUACUGCAGGAACAUCAAACAGUGACAUGAAGGAAUGUACUGGAAACAACAGUCUACUAGAAAGUAUGAUGCUUGACCUUAGCACUAACAGCUUUGUGCAAGAUUGGUGGGAUGACAACGUUCUACUGGCAGGAAACCUUCAAAAUUUAGGCAACGUGCACUCAGAGUCUGCUACAGAAUUGGCCAAUAAGCAUCCAUCGUCAACUAGGGAGAGAGGCUUGCUUUCCAUAUCUGCUGUCGAACAAUUACUCAGUGCUGAUGCGCCUCCACCUGCAGGACAUGGUCCACUUGGGGCUGAAGCUAGUGCUUUAGCUAACUGUGUUUCAAAUUAUCAGUUACCUCAGUUUCCUUUUCGAGACUGCAUAACAGCAUACAAUGCACAAGUCCCGUCAUUGGCCUCCAGCAGCUAUACAUCCGGAAAUGUCCAAAAUGGCUCCUCAAAGGCAACUUCAGUGCCACCAGCAAAUAUAUCUGUGGAUGACACCUGCAGUUUCAACACAACAAAUUCCAAGGGCAGUCAAUCGAACAAUACUGAGGGAACGAAGGUUGCCAAGAAAAGAGCUAGAGCCAGCGAGAGCACCCGGCCUAGACCAAAAGACCGACAACUGAUACAAGAUCGAGUCAAAGAACUACGAGAGAUUGUCCCUAAUGGUGCAAAGUGCAGCAUUGAUGCUUUAUUGGAGCGAACAAUUAAACAUAUGCUGUUUCUACAAAGUGUAACCAAGUAUGCAGAGAAAAUUAAGCAAGCUGAUGAACCAAAGUUGAUCGACAAAGAGAGUGGUGUCAUCCUGAAAGACAACCAAGAUGCCGGCAAAAAUGGUGGUGCCACAUGGGCCUAUGAGGUUGCUGGGAAAACUAUGGUUUGCCCUAUAAUCGUUGAGGAUCUUUCGCCACCUGGUCAGAUGCUUGUUGAGAUGCUUUGUGAGGAAAGGGGACUCUUUCUGGAGAUAGCCGACAACAUACGUGGUUUUGGUCUGACGAUCUUGAAAGGGCUGAUGGAACUCCGCGAUGGCAAGAUAUGGGCGCGAUUUCUUGUCGAGACAAACAGAGAAGUCACAAGGAUGGAUAUAUUUUUGUCACUUGUUCAGUUACUGGAGCAAAACAGCCUCGUUCGAUCAAACGAGCAGAUGGCAAAGGUCAUGAACAGUGGGGUUCCAUCCUUCACAGACCAUCAGCGGUCUCCGCUACCGAUUCCGGUAGGCGUUGCUGAGAGACUGCAGUGACUGCAGAUGCUUAGAUUAGAUAGGAUUAGGCGACUCGACUGAUAGCAAAAUUGGUAGCCAGGACUCCAUGCAUUUGACAGAGCCUAGUGUUGACACCCGACAGCCUCACUGCUGCUAGAAAUGCUAGUAUCAAGAAUAUCAUUGAUGCAAACAUGAGCUUUUAGUGCAGAAAUCAUGAACGCCCCGGAUGAUGACUGGGGGUGAUCUAUGAUGCCAAUUUCAUUCUCUCCUGCCUAGUUAGAAAUCCUAUGUUGCCGCCUAGCGCCUGGGUAACUGGGUUCUUGAUACUGGUGUUUCUGUAUGCAGUGAUGGAAGUGUUGUAUAGCUCGCGUGCAGUGGCAGAGCCUCAUGGAGGUCACACUGGGCUAUGCCCCUCCAUUUUCAUUUUGUGAUUCUAUAAUGUAUAUGUCAUGACUAAUAAGAUAUUAAAGCUUAAUAUCUACUGACAGAUCCUCCAAAA
Messenger RNA from Setaria italica (foxtail millet), 3157 nucleotides. RefSeq names its product transcription factor bHLH157. Lineage: Eukaryota; Viridiplantae; Streptophyta; Magnoliopsida; Poales; Poaceae. Gene Ontology annotation, biological process: regulation of DNA-templated transcription. The coding region runs from base 256 to 2697 and encodes 813 amino acids. The transcript has 10 exons. The record is from RefSeq and is a predicted model, not a curated record. Gene Ontology annotation, molecular function: protein dimerization activity; DNA-binding transcription factor activity.